Messenger RNA from Boeremia exigua, 579 nucleotides. RefSeq lists its product as uncharacterized. NCBI's taxonomy places the organism in Eukaryota, Fungi, Ascomycota, Dothideomycetes, Pleosporales, Didymellaceae. Bases 1 to 579 code for a protein of 192 amino acids. Gene Ontology annotation, cellular component: cytoplasm; membrane. The record is from RefSeq and is a predicted model, not a curated record. The transcript is spliced from 2 exons.
AUGUCCAUGAUAUCGCAGACGCUGCAGGGCGCGGUGCUCAGCAUCACGUCCAAUGUCCUUGCGCAAGGACUGUCAGCAUACAAGGAUAGCACGCCCUUCUCACUAAACAUCAACCAAGUCCUCAAGUUCGCCAUAUUCAGCAUCGUUAGCAACCCACCGAACAUCCUCUGGCAAGGGCUCAUCGAAGACCUGUUUCCCACAAAUGUCGCCUCGACUGCGCACGACCCAGAUGUCAAGACCGUCAAGCCGGCGAAGACCGAGAAGAGCACAAAGAACAUCUUGAUCAAGUUCCUGCUCGAUCAAACGAUUGGCGCCGUGGUCAACACACUCAUGUUCAUAGCCUUCAUGGCCUACGCCAACGGACCGCAGCAGGGGACAUUGAGCACACAGAGCACCUGGGACGCCAUCAGACAGGACUGUGAGCAAAAGCUGUGGCCGAUGGUCAAGGAUGGGUACAAAUUCUGGCCUGCCAUCAGUCUGAUCAGCUUCGUCUGGGUCCCACUUGACAAAAGGAUACUAUUUGGCUGCUCGGUCGGCGUGGUUUGGGGCAUCUAUCUCAGCCUAAUGGCUGGCGCCUAA